GUCUCUUCCUUUUUUCCCCUUCUGUCUACUCUACGCUUUCCUGUCCAACACACACACGCACACUUUCGCUGUCUUCCCUCUUUUCCUGUCUAACUCUCUCUCUCUCUCUUUCUCUCUCUCUCUUUCUCCUCCCUCCCUCCUGUUUUUGUCUGGCCAGGCUGCAGAGUGUAUGGGGAGUCUGGGCACUCUCACUGAUCCGUGAUUGGAGAUUUCAACGAAAUAAGGAAUUCCAUUCACCGAUCCUCCCAUUCACAGCAGAACCUGCACCUCCGCCAUCCGACUGCCUGCCUGCUCCAAAUCUCUGUAAGUACGCUCCGUUCUGAGCCAGCCAGCUAGCCCACAGCCGCUCCGCUUCGUCUUAAAAUGAAUUGUGAGGCUUGCACUGUCGUUGUAUUCUGCACCUCAGCUGAAGGACAUGAUUCAGACUGUCCCAGACUCAGUGGCUCAUAUUAAAGAAGCACUAUCAGUAGUCAGUGAAGACCAGUCCUUAUUUGAGUGUGCCUACGGAACAUCUCACCUAGCCAAAACAGAAAUGACAGCUUCUUCAUCAAGCGACUAUGGGCAGACCUCAAAGAUUAGCCCCCGUGUUCCACAGCAAGAGUGGUUGGCACAGCCACCAACUAGAGUGGCCAUCAAGAUGGAGUACAACCCAAAUCAGGUCAAUGGAUCCAGAAAUUCACCAGAACACUGCAGCAUAGCGAAAGCAGGGAAGAUGGUCAGUGGAUCCGACAGUGUUCCAAUGAGCUACAGCAGCUACAUGGAGGAGAAGCAUGUGCCACCUCCCAACAUGACGACUAACGAGCGGAGAGUGAUUGUGCCGGCAGAUCCUACACUAUGGUCCACGGAUCACGUCAGACAGUGGCUGGAGUGGGCAGUGAAGGAAUACAGCUUGAUCGAUGUCGACGUGUCACUCUUUCAGAAUAUUGAUGGAAAGGAGCUAUGCAAAAUGACCAAAGAAGAUUUUCAACGUCUCACCCCUAGCUACAAUGCUGACAUCCUCCUAUCACACCUUCACUACCUCAGAGAGACACCACUUCCUCAUUUGACUUCAGAUGAUGUCGAUAAAGCCUUGCAAAACUCACCACGUCUGAUGCACGCCAGAAACACAGGAGGUGCGACUUUCAUCUUUCCAAAUGCAACAGUUUAUCCUGAACCAUCUCAAAGACUCACAGUUCGUCCAGAUUUGGCUUACGAUGCAGCCAGACGGUCAGGGUGGGCAAGUCAUCCUGGAGUUCCGCCAAAGGGAACACCUUCAUCUUCCUCAAAUGUAACCAAAGUGGAAGACCAAUCUCGUCACCAGAUAGAUCCUUAUCAGAUUCUUGGGCCUACAAGUAGCCGCCUUGCAAACCCAGGAAGUGGACAGAUUCAGUUGUGGCAAUUCUUGUUGGAACUUCUGUCUGACAGCUCCAAUGCUAACUGCAUUACCUGGGAAGGAACCAAUGGAGAAUUCAAAAUGACAGACCCAGAUGAAGUGGCAAGACGUUGGGGAGAGAGGAAGAGCAAGCCCAACAUGAACUAUGACAAGCUGAGCAGGGCCUUGCGUUACUACUAUGACAAGAACAUCAUGACCAAAGUCCACGGCAAGCGUUAUGCUUACAAAUUUGACUUCCAUGGGAUUGCACAAGCUCUGCAACCCCACCCCCCUGAGUCUUCCAUGUACAAGUACCCAACAGAUAUCUCAUAUAUGAGUACCUAUCAUGCACACCAGCAAAAAGUGAAUUUUGUGGCUCCUCACCCUCCUGCUCUACCUGUGACAUCCUCUAGUUUCUUUGCAGCUCCGAGUCCAUACUGGAAUUCUCCAACUGGAGGCAUCUAUCCAAAUGCCAGACAUCCAUCCACCCACAUGCCAUCUCACCUUGGAACGUACUAUUGAACAAUGCUCACUUUUUUUUUCAAUUAUGACUUGGGUUGUUGCUCUGGGAAUGGAGCAUUGGGUUAAUAACUAUGAAUUUAAAUUGGAGGAAAAAAAAACAAA
Messenger RNA from Stegostoma tigrinum, 1975 nucleotides. It is a transcript of the gene erg, whose product is annotated as ETS transcription factor ERG. The transcript is spliced from 11 exons. Gene Ontology annotation, biological process: regulation of transcription by RNA polymerase II; cell differentiation. Gene Ontology annotation, cellular component: nucleus. Bases 416 to 1873 code for a protein of 485 amino acids. Gene Ontology annotation, molecular function: sequence-specific DNA binding; DNA-binding transcription factor activity, RNA polymerase II-specific. NCBI's taxonomy places the organism in Eukaryota, Metazoa, Chordata, Chondrichthyes, Orectolobiformes, Stegostomatidae. The record is from RefSeq and is a predicted model, not a curated record.